AUAUUAUCUCUACAGUUCCAUGAGAGUAAAGCAAAUUUUAGCCACUCAUGCUCAAAUCAUCCACAUAUAUAUAUAUAUAUGAAAUGCCAAUCCCUCAACUCAAAUAGCCUCCAUGCAUGAAGGAUUCAAAGCAAAGCAAGGGAAAACAAAGACCUAAGUUAAAUUUCUACCACCAUGAUUGUAUACAAUUGGGUAUGCAGUUUCAGAUGGUACGAGGUAUGUUUGGCAGUGGGCAGUUAUCUGUUGAUCCACUUUUGGCGGCAGAGAAACAGAAAAGGAGCUGCUAUAUGUUGGCCUCUGGUAGGAAUGUUGCCGUCUCUUGUCGUGAAUUUGGAGCGCCUGUACGAGUGGCUAACAGAAAUUCUCAAAGCAAAGGAAGGCACCUGUGUUUUCAGGGGACCAUGGUUAUGCGGCAUGCAGAGCGUUCUUACAUGUGACCCUAGGAAUAUAGAAUACGCCCUCAAGAUCAAUUUUCCCAACUAUCCCAAAGGCCAGGAAUUUCACAGGCUCUUUGAAGAUCUUCUCGGCGACGGAAUCUUUAACGCCGAUUCCGAAUCUUGGCUGCUGCAGAGGAAAAUCGCCAGUCUGCAAUUCACUUCGCAGGCUUUCCGUCAAUUCACGGCAAAUACAGUCCAAGACAUGGUGGAAAAUCGGCUCGUCCCGCUCCUUGCCGACGUGGCAGAUAGAAGCGCCUCCGUGGACUUACAGGACGUGUUCCUGCGCUACACGUUUGAUAACACGUGUACUGCAGUGUUUGGAAAAAAUCCAGGCUGUCUGGCCCCUGAGUUACCGGCGAUCCCCUUCGCAACGGCCUUCGAUGACAGCGUGGAGGCCACCAUGUUCCGCCACGUCAUGCCGAGGAUCUGCUGGCAGGUUUCCCGGCUCCUCAAUAUCGGCAAGGAACGCCAGUUUUUACGUGCACUGAAACCGCUCAGAGAGUUCGUCGACGAUCUGAUUGCCUUCAAGAAGGCAGCCAUUGCCGCCGCCGGAGAAAUGCAAGACCAAGACCUGCUCUCGUCUUUCAUGCGCAACAACGACGGCGGCGAUGGCGGUGGCGGCGCCGCCGGCGCUAGUUUCUCCGACAAGUUUUUCCGGGACACCGUCAUGAAUUUCGUGAUCGCCGGCCGGGAUACUUCCGCCGUGGCGCUGACGUGGUUCUUCUGGUGCCUGUCCCAGCACCCCCACGUGGAAGACAAUAUUCUGGCGGAGCUUGACGAAGUCCGGCAACGGAGCAAGGAUUGCGGCGGCGCGGCGGCGGAGCAACGGUUGCAGUGUAGUGGCGGCAGUGCGGCACAACGGUUUUUGACAGGAAAGGAGUUGCAAGAAUGCGUGUAUUUGCAGGCGGCGCUAAUGGAGACGCUGCGGCUUUACCCAUCGGUGCCCGUUGAUCACAAGGGAGUCUUGGCCGAGGACAUUCUUCCCGACGGCACUUGCAUUCGGCCCGGCAUGAGGUUUAUGUACAGUAUUUACUCGCUGGGUCGUAUGGAGAGCAUAUGGGGGCCAGAUUGCUUGGAGUUUAAGCCGGAGAGAUGGAUUUGUGUUGGGGAAGAUGGGCGGCUGCGAAUUAAAUAUGAGUCCAUGUAUAAAUUCUUGGCUUUCAACGCGGGGCCUAGGGUUUGUUUGGGGAAGGAAAUGGCUUACAUGCAGAUGAAAUGCGCCGCCGCCGCUAUCAUUAGCAGGUUCCGUGUUCGAGUCGCGGCGAAUCAUAGGGCGACGCAUAAGCUUUCGAUCAUUCUCACUAUGAAAAAUGGGCUUCCGGUCACCGUGACAAGACGUGAGUUGGGUUUGUGAUUGGUAAUGAGAAUUUCCGAAUUUUAGUAAUGGUGGCUUGGAACUUGGGUUGGAUCACUUUGCACGCUGUAUUGAGAUAUUUGCUUUCAUUUAUCAAUAAUGAUGGAGAUUUCUUGUUUUC
Cryptomeria japonica (Japanese cedar) is the source of this 1912-nucleotide messenger RNA. RefSeq names its product cytochrome P450 86B1. The transcript has 3 exons. Gene Ontology annotation, molecular function: heme binding; oxidoreductase activity, acting on paired donors, with incorporation or reduction of molecular oxygen; monooxygenase activity. Lineage: Eukaryota; Viridiplantae; Streptophyta; Pinopsida; Cupressales; Cupressaceae. The record is from RefSeq and is a predicted model, not a curated record. The coding region runs from base 175 to 1791 and encodes 538 amino acids.